Messenger RNA from Chenopodium quinoa (quinoa), 3188 nucleotides. Its product is annotated as linoleate 13S-lipoxygenase 2-1, chloroplastic-like. Lineage: Eukaryota; Viridiplantae; Streptophyta; Magnoliopsida; Caryophyllales; Amaranthaceae. The transcript is spliced from 9 exons. Gene Ontology annotation, molecular function: oxidoreductase activity, acting on single donors with incorporation of molecular oxygen, incorporation of two atoms of oxygen; protein binding; metal ion binding. Gene Ontology annotation, biological process: lipid oxidation. Bases 214 to 2910 code for a protein of 898 amino acids. The record is from RefSeq and is a predicted model, not a curated record.
GACUUCCAUUUCAUCACAAAAACAAUCCAACCUCUUCUCUUUUAUCUAUUAUAUUUCAUUUAUCAAUUCUUCUAUAAUUUUAUAUUUUUUUUAUAUCAAUUCUUCCAUAAUAAUAAACAAUAAAAAAAAUAUCCAACCUCUUCGGCUGGUUUAAUUAAUUGAGUCGCCUCUUGUGGGCUUGUUUCAACCAAAAAAAAAAAAAAAGAAAAAAAAAUGCUGAAAAUAUCGACCUCUAGUUUCAACAAAACCCUACCAUUGUUUUCAUUGUCCAAACCCUUUGUUAUCCCAAAUGGAGCAUUAUUAUUUGGGAAGCAGGUUUAUUGCCUCAAUAGUGAUGCUGCUGCUGUAACUAGGCCUCGGCGCCAAAGCCGAGGGCGAAAUGGGGUGGAAGUUAGGGCAGUAGCAUCAAGAUUAGGUACCAUAUAUCCUGUUAAACUAGCUGAGAGUGUUACGGUUACCGUCUCAGCAGAAUUACCUAUUGGUCAAGCACUUGAAGAUUGGUUGUUUCAUGAAAAAGUCUUCUAUUUAAUGCUUACGGAUAAUGAUGGCAAAGAGCUUGGAGAAUACGCUUAUCAUAUCAAGAUUUCUAACGAGGCGGAAUUUAAUGCAAAUUUUAAUAUUCCGGAAGAUUUUGGUGAGGUGGGUGCUAUAAGUAUUACAAAUGAACAGAAGACAGAGGUAUUCAUCAAAAAUAUUGUCCUUGACUUGCGUUCUGGCAAAUCUGAAUUUACUUGCAAUUCAUGGGUAGCUUCCAAAAAUGACGAUCCUCAACCAAGGGUCUUCUUCUCUAACAAGUCAUACUUGCCAUCACAAACACCAAAAGGAUUGGUGAAGCUGAGGAAGGAUGAUCUUCUUCAAUUGAGAGGAUAUGGAGAGGAACAAGAAGAGCGCAAAAGCUUUCAGAGGAUAUACGACUAUGAUACUUACGAUGACCUUGGAGAUCCCGAAAAAAGUCUAAAGUUAUUAAGACCAGUAUUGGGUGGUAAUGAACACCCUUACCCAAGACGUUGUAGAACAGGACGUGAAAAAAUUACUAUUGAAGGCCAAACUUUUGAGACCCGAUUGGAUAAAGGUUCACCGUAUGUGCCUAUAAAUGAAAAUUUCUCAAAGUCAAAGGAGGCACAAUUCAAGUUCAAGACAAUUUACUCGAUGUUGCAUGCAGUUAUACCAACAAUAAAGGAGAAAGUAUUCGCAACUCCAAAUUCUCGUUUUCCAUUCUUUACUUCCAUUGAUUUGCUCUACAAUGAAGGAAUUAACCUACCCGUCAACAAUGAAUACCUUGGAGAUGGAAGCACCGCACUAGAAUGGCUUCAUCGCAUCAUCAAAGCUACCGGUGACCUUAAGUACAAAAUUCUACGUUUCGAGCUCCCCGAGACAUUUAAACGGAAUAGAUUUUCUUGGUUAAGUGAUGAAGAAUUCGGUCGCCAAACUCUUGCUGGCAUGAAUCCUUUGAGCAUCAAGCGUGUCACGAAUUGGCCAAUAAUGAGUAACCUAGAUCCUAAAAUUUACGGCAACCCAGAAUCAGCUUUAACAACUGCACUGGUGGACACACAAAUAAAUAUCAUGACUGUUGAAGAGGCUAUAAAAGAGAAGAGGUUGUUUAUAAUAGAUUACCAUGAUGCAUUGUUGCCGUUUGUGAACAAAGUCAGGAAGCUUGAAAACACGACAUUGUAUGGAUCACGAACUUUGUUUUUCCUAGAUGAUGAGCAACAAACACUAAAACCUCUAGCUAUUGAGUUAACGCGGCCUCCAAAUGAUUUAAAGCCUCAAUGGAAGGAAGUUUAUACACCAGGAACAUGUGCUACUUCCGAAUGGCUUUGGAAGCUUGCCAAGGUUCAUGCCCUUGCAAAUGACACUGGUUACCAUCAACUAAUCAGCCACUGGCUUAGAACACAUUGUUGCACGGAACCAUACAUAAUUGCUACACAUAGAUGCUUGAGUGCAAUGCACCCCAUAUAUAAGUUAUUGCUUUCUCAUUGCCGAUACACCAUGGAGAUUAACGCUCUUGCUCGACAAAAUUUAAUUAACGCGGGUGGUAUCAUUGAGACAACCUUUUCACCAGGGGAGUACUCCUUAGAGUUGAGCUCUUACAUUUAUGACAUUGCAUGGCGCUUCGAUCAUGAAGCCAUACCAGCUGACCUUAUAAGCAGAGGGAUGGCUAUUGAAGAUCCAUUAGAACCACAUGGAAUAAAGCUAGUAAUAGAUGACUAUCCAUAUGCAAAAGACGGGCUAGACAUGUGGGCUAUAAUCGAAGAAUGGGUUACUACCUACGUGAACCACUACUACACAAUUCCGAGUAUGGUAGAAUCAGAUAAAGAGCUUCAAAAUUGGUGGACAGAAGUAAGAACAAAAGGGCAUGCUGACAAGAAAGAUGAACCGUGGUGGCCGAAACUUAAAACACAAGAUGAUCUGAUUUACAUUGUCAGCACCAUAAUAUGGGUAGCUGCAGGGCACCACUCAGCUGUUAACUUUGGACAAUAUCCCUACGGCGGCUACUUCCCUAACAGGCCUACAAUCGCUAGGACUACGAUGCCUACUGAAGAUCCCGUUGAUAACGUGAUGGAGUCUUUCAUUGAAAAGCCUGAGGACACGCUCCUUCGAUGCUUCCCAUCUGAAAUGCAAGCUGCGACUGUUAUGGCGGUUUUAGAUUUACUCUCAGCUCAUUCUCCGGAUGAGGAAUACUUGGGCACUAUCCCGGAACCAUCAUGGAAGGAAGAUCCCGAGAUAAUGGAAGCUUUUGAUAAGUUUGAUUCAAAGUUGAAGGUGUUAGACGAUGAAAUUGAUAAAAGGAAUGCUAACAAAGAUUUGAAGAAUAGAAAUGGAGUUGGUGUUAUGCCUUAUGAGCUAUUGAAGCGUACUUCUGAACGUGGUGUCACUGGUAAAGGAGUUCCAAACAGCAUCUCCAUUUGAGAAAUACAAAACCAGUUUUUUAUCCAUUGUAUGAAUUGAUGAAUAAAAUUACCUGAGAGAAUAAAGUUACUAUUUAUUUUUAAAUUUUAACAUAUCAUUAAUGUAAUCCUGUAUUAUGGAUGGAAGUCGGAUGAUAUGGAAUAAAUCUUGGCUAUAAAAUCAAUAACUUAUAUAAUAAUGUUGUUCAUCUUAUUUCUUCAAAUACAGAUGAUUGCACGUUAAUUAUUAGUACUUUUAUUUUUCAUGAAUAAAAGAGCAACUUUUGUUGACAUUGUAAA